UCUUGGUUGAAAUUGAAGUAUAAUUUAUUUAGUAUGGUUACUGAGAGAGAGCUUAGUACUGAGCAAUUAUUUUCAUGAUUUGUAUUUUGUACCGUAUUGAAUUGUUUCACUUGCUAUAACCAUCGAUUUUGUAAUCAUGGAAAAACUAAAUCAGACUAUUUCUGAUGAAAUUGAUCUGAGUAAAUUUUUAACUCAGAGAAUUAUUCCUGAUUAUCUUGUGAAACCUAACCUUGUUUUUGAACUCAUGACCUUGGGAGAAGACUUGUCAAGUCUUGAGUCAUGCAAUGCGAGUAAUCUUAGAUCUAGCUAUCGUUCAUUAGCAGGUAAUAGUACCAAUCAAAUUAUUCAUAAUUUGUCAAGUUAUAAUGAGUCAGUCAAUUGUCUUAGAGAAAAACUUCCAAAAGUAAUGGAACUUAUUGACACUGUACAAAAUGGUGUGCAAACUGGAUAUUACAGAACUGUAAUCAGAGCUAAUGUAGUAAAAAUUGAGUCAAUAUUUAUGCAUUAUUUAAAUAGGAUGAAACAAAUUAUUGUAUUUUUACAAACUGAGAGUGAAGAAACUCUUGUCUUAACUGAAAAUUUGGAUGAGCUUUCGAAUUUUGCAAAACAUUUUAUUGAUUGUUAUAAUAGAAUUAUUGAACUACAAAGCUUGAUUGCUCCAUCUAGACCACCAUCACCGAAUCCAGCUGCUUUACUGGAACCUUUUCCUAGUCAAUCUAAAGUUGUAAUUAAUAAAAAUUUAGGAACUAGUUCAAAGGAUACUUGUGCUGUUACAUUGUGUGAACCUGGUACAAGUGGUGAGUCUACAACUGAAUUUGAAAAUAUUGGUCCAUCAAAACUCAAUCAUGGUUAUCAAGUUAAUAAUUUGAUCCCUAGACCAACUUUGGAAAUUGAUUCAAGUUUCUACAAUAAAUUGAGAAAUCCUGUAGAAAGCUUCUUGAAAAAUCUUCAGCCUUGUGAUGGAUUAAAUAUUGAUAGCUUAUUGAAAUUCUUGGAAGCUGCUAUAAAAAUUCAUGAUUUAUCAGUUAUGUCUGACACAAGCCUAUUGCAAAUUCUUGUUCCUUAUACAACUGGACCUCUAGGUGAUAAAAUAUUGUACUCUUUGAAUUCUAAUGCUAGCUUCAAACAAUUUCACCUUGACUUGUUGAAAUAUUUUAUCCCUCAGCGUCUUCUCUCAACAAUUAAGAGAGAUAAAUUUGAUAGAUUGCAAGGACCUUGUGAAGCCCUAUCAUCAUACGUGACAAGUAUCAAAGAAGCAGCGAAAUUAUUAUUAUUGGAUGAGAGUGAAGCUGAAAUUGUAAGUACAAUCAUAUCUGGUCUUAAUCCUCAAGAGAGAAGUAGGUUAGUAUUCAUGAAAAAACCUGAAUCAUUCAAUGACCUAAAUAUGCUUGCAGUUCAUUCUCAAAAUAUUGCCUUCAUUGAUAAUGAAAGAAUGCAUUUGUACAAUAAUACUUCUGUUCAAAAUCAUGCUUUUGGCAAUUCUAAUAAUAAAAAUCCCAAUAAAAAUAAUUUCAACCGUAGGAAUGAUAGUGUAUGCUACACAUGCAAUCAGAAAGGUCACAUCUCUCGUAAUUGUUAUUCAAAAAACGAGCGGCGCGGUUUUCCAAAAGACCACACCUGAUUUCUAAUGCAAGUCUAAAAAUAAAAAAGAAUUAUACUCACAAAAACCAAUUAGGAAAGAUUAAAAAAGGACUUUGUGGCGUUAUCAAUUCUAAUAAUAAUCUGCCUUUUAUUCCUGUUAGCUUUGGAAAUAGCAAAAUAACUCAGUCUGCUUUGAUUGAUACUGGUUCCUCUUACUCCUUUCUUUCAUACAACUUAUUUCAUGAGUUGACUAAAAGUAAUGAGGUGGAUUUCAAUGUAUUCAAUAAAAACUGAUUUGUUCUGCUGCUAAUUCUUCUGAUAUGACUAUAAAAAAGGCUUGUAUUAUGAAAAUCAGAUUGCAACAUAUGACUUGGAAGUUUGAAUUCCUUUUGAGUAGUGAUUUGCCAGUCAAGAUAAUACUUGGUGCUAAUUUUAUAAAAAUGUCAGAUAUGAUUAUUGAUUUACCUAAUAAUCGAUACUUCUUUUGCUUCAACCCUAGUACUACAUUCCU
Nilaparvata lugens (brown planthopper) is the source of this 2092-nucleotide messenger RNA. RefSeq lists its product as uncharacterized. The record is from RefSeq and is a predicted model, not a curated record. Lineage: Eukaryota; Metazoa; Arthropoda; Insecta; Hemiptera; Delphacidae. The transcript is spliced from 2 exons. Bases 137 to 1621 code for a protein of 494 amino acids. Gene Ontology annotation, molecular function: zinc ion binding; nucleic acid binding.